Messenger RNA from Aedes albopictus (Asian tiger mosquito), 3587 nucleotides. RefSeq names its product lachesin (gene DIP-alpha). NCBI's taxonomy places the organism in Eukaryota, Metazoa, Arthropoda, Insecta, Diptera, Culicidae. The coding region runs from base 1531 to 3084 and encodes 517 amino acids. The transcript has 10 exons. Gene Ontology annotation, cellular component: neuron projection. The record is from RefSeq and is a predicted model, not a curated record.
CUGUUGCAUGCUGCUGCUUGGAAGGACAUCAGCAUCAGCAUCCGUGGCCGUCGCAUCAUCCCAGCUCAGUUAGUAUACUUUCGGUUGGCAGCGCUGCGCUACUACUUAUAGCCAACGCUCUCCUCGGUUUGGGGUCCUACCGCGUGCGAAGGGCUGUCGGUUUGUCGGUCGGUCGGUCUGUUCGAUUUGGUUUGCUUUGGUUGAGCUUUUGGGUCCUCAGCGUGGAUUUGUGGCAUUCAGUCGGUUUCGUUACUUGACGUCGUUGAGAUCUCGCGCGAGUCGCGACGCGCCGCCGUCGGUGAUUGGUGAUUCGAACUUUGACGUUGGGGAAAGACCUGCUAAGAGGAGUUGUGGGUGACUUUUUCGGGUUCUUCUAGUGAAUGGAAACUCAACGCCGGAGUUGGGUGAACUCGAAGCGGAAUAAAUUAAUUGAAAUGGAAACCUGGUGAAGUGGCGUUAAUAAUGUAAAGGAGUGUCUUACUCUCGGUCCGGGUGCAUUAUUCACUGUCAGUUUGAAAAACGCUCGCUCGCUGUUGUGCAAGUGGAAGUGGAAGGAAAAAAAAAUUCAAAAGUGCUUAUCAAGCACCAGUCGUUGUUGUUGGUCGGUGAUGAUAAGGGAUGACGGUGUUGUGUUGCUAGAUUGUUUCCCAACAGUUUUUCUUCCGUUUCUCUUCCGGCUCUUGCUGUUAGCCGCGUCGUGUUGAUGAUUAUUACUUUAUAAUGGAGAAGAAGUGGUGAGAAGUUGGCUCAUUCUCGAGGCGGAUGCUGGAAAGAAAUUCCGGAAAGUGAAUGGGAAGUUGAGGGUUUGAGUGAAAAGAAAAAUGAAUUAUUGGAUGAAGCUGAGAAUAUAAGUUGUGUUUCUCUGUGUCAAGUGGGGGAAAACAAGCGGAGGGAAAAACCCCGGUGAGCAGCAGCUGGUUCGUUGGCGUUAUUGUGCAAGAAAAGUUCCCAAGACUCCGGCCAAGCAGCAGACAUAAAUUUCCGUUAGACAAUUGGAGAGGGAUCCCAUGGGAGGCACACAAAAAGCAAGUGGUGCGUGAUUUAGUGAUUCCUGUAUUUCCUGGCUCGCUGCUCGCAACGUAACCAAGUGGCUGUACCAGCCCAAGUAGAUUUAUGAAUUCCUUCAGGAUAAUGUUGAGGCAAUUAGCAUCACGCUAAUUGAAGUGAAAAAUAUACCACAAUCUGAAAGUGAACGGUAGUGAUACAACAAAUUGGAAGUUUUUGACAGAACAUUUUGCUGCGAUUCCACAAAAAAAACCUCGAACGUCGUAAAAAAGGUUGAUGAUCCACUUUUGCCAAAACAGAGAAAAUAAAUUUAAUCCGCCGCGAAAAGUGGCUUGCGGGAAAAGCGACUACAGCUACAUAUCAGCGAAAAAUAGUUUAUCAGUAGUGGCGGCGGCGACUGCGGUGACGACGACUGCAGCCAAGAAGACAACGACAACGGUUGCGGCAUUGUCAAGAAGAAGAAGAUAACGUACUAGUGCUACUAGGGCAAGUUGGAUAGAGAAAAGUUCGCUGGCUCACACCAACAUGAACACGUCACUCAACAUUAGCUUAUCGUCGGCGGUGCUGCUGGCGAUGGCAUUCUGGCUCACGCUGGUGAAAGACGCAUCAACGUUCCAGCCGGAUUUCGCCGAGCCAAUAAUCAACAUAUCGGUGGCAAUCGGCCGGGAUGCCACGUUCACCUGUCACGUACGACAUCUGGGAGGAUACCGGGUCGGUUGGGUCAAAGCAAAUACCAAGGCGAUACAGGCCAUCCACGAGCAGGUCAUCACCCACAACCCACGGGUGACGGUGUCGCACGCCGAUCUCAAUACCUGGAAUCUGCACAUCAAAUCGGUGAUGGAGGAGGACCGAGGCGGGUACAUGUGUCAGCUGAACACCGAUCCGAUGAAGAGUCAGAUAGGCUACUUGGACGUGGUAAUUCCGCCGGAUUUCAUCACCGAAGACACCUCCUCGGACGUGAUCGUACCCGAGGGUAGUUCCGUCAAACUCACCUGCAGAGCGAAAGGCUAUCCGGAACCAGUAGUAACGUGGCGCCGAGAAGAUGGCACCGAAAUCGUUCUCAAGGAUUCAGCCGGCACUAAACAGUUGGUGACUUCCUACCGAGGCGAGGUGCUGAAGCUGGUGAAAAUCUCACGCAGCGAGAUGGGCUCCUAUCUGUGUAUCGCAUCCAAUGGAGUGCCCCCGUCGGUGUCCAAGCGAAUAUCGCUCAGCAUUCACUUUCACCCGGUCAUCCAAGUGCCAAACCAACUGGUGGGAGCUCCGUUGGGAACGGACGUGUCCAUCGAGUGCCUCGUAGAGGCAUCCCCGAAAUCCAUCAACUACUGGGUUAAGGAUACAGGAGAAAUGAUUGUGUCAUCGCCCAAGUACCAAGUGCAGGACAUUCCCAAAUCGUUGUACGAGACCAAGAUGACGAUGACGGUGCGGGCCAUCCAGAAGGAGGACAUGGGCUCGUACCGAUGCAUUGCGAAGAACUCACUCGGCGAGGUGGACAGCAGCAUCCGACUGUAUGAAAUCCCUCAACCGAAUCGGAAAAUAUACUCGCCCAAGUACGGCUCGGAUCUGAAUGAUAUCGUCAAGCCCGGCGGCAACGGCGGCGAUAAAUCGACCAAAACAAAGCUAUCCUACCCGCCGGACGACGAGGAGCAGCAGUACGGUGGCUCGGCGGAAGAUUUCGAAGAGAUUGACUCCAUACAGACCCAUCAGCAUCAGCAUCAGCACAGCCAGCACAAUCAGCAGCAUCCAUAUGGGAGCAGGCCGACGUCCCGGUCACCGUUCGGGUCGUCCAUGGACCAUCCGAACAGCGUCAAUGGUCGCCACGGCGGCAGCAGCAGCAGCAACUUGAACGGUGGCGUCGGGUCCAGCAGCAAUGGUGGCAACAAUAAAAAUCUGAUACCGUUGAUGAACGACAUCGCCACGCGGAAGCCGUUCGUCAUCCCGCCGGGCCGGAGCGGUGGCGACGGUAGUCUGGAGGGAAGCAAUGCGGCAGGUCGGGCCACUGCGGAGUUGACCCUUUGGCGGCUGCUCGUCGUCCUGGUGGGAACCAGCUGGUACGCGAUUUAUCGCCAAAGGCGGCACUAGCUCACUCGGCGGUGCGGUGCGGAGUUCGUUGAAUUGGUAGGCUCUUAGAUUAUAAUUCUCAUACAUACUCAUUUAGGAGGUGCAACAGGGAACAAAAUCUGCUCUAAAAUUUAGAACAAUGCGGGACAAUGCGAAGUUCUCUUUUUUGUUAUCAACCAAAACCAUAUAUGAAUGAACACACAAGUAUAGGCAAACAGGACAUUUAUUAUAAUAGAGGUAUUAAAACCAUUAUCUUCAGGGGAUUCACACAGACUGUUGGGGCUGGGGCAAGGCUCAAAACUGAAACGAGGGACAAUGCUGUAUAUUGGAUGUAAAUUGCAAAGAUAAAUUAGUGGAUGGAACGAUAAGAUUAUGUAUUUCUAUGGAAAUAGUAGACAAAACGGCCAAAAGUUAGUUCGCCUGUUAUGUUGCAAGACGACACACAGAGGUAAAAAGCCUAGGUUAAUGACACACAAAAACUGUUUUUCGCUGUUACUGCUGGCAAUAAAUCUCUGCCCGAGGAU